AUGGAGAACAAUUUGGCCGCGAAUGCCGCUGCGCGAAAAGAACGUCUGAUAGCUCUCAGAAGGAGGAAAGAAGGUCAAGAUUCAGCUAAUGGGGAACCAUCACAUUUCGCAUUCAAACAGAGAAAUUACGAUCCUGAGACUCGAAAUCUAAGGAAAAGAGGUGAAGAAGAUGAUAAUGAUGAUACAGUAGAGAAAGCGGUGGAAGGAUUGGCUGAACAGAUCAUAAAAGAAGAUGAAGAGAAAAGGAAAGAGGAAUUGGACUUAUUCAAUAUCCAACCGAAAAGAGCGAAUUGGGAUUUGAAAAGAGAUAUGAAUAAUAGAAUGUCAAAAUUAGAUAGAAAAACAAAUGAAGCUAUCGCUACCAUAUUUAGACAACGGCUACAAUCGAUGAAAAAGGACCAAAAUGGUCAAGUUGACUUACUGGCUAGUAUGAAUGCUCAAGAACAAGAGAGGGACGAAGCUGCAGCUGAAAACACAGAUAGUGAUGAUGAGUAA
Kwoniella shivajii is the source of this 495-nucleotide messenger RNA. RefSeq lists its product as uncharacterized. Gene Ontology annotation, cellular component: U2-type spliceosomal complex; post-mRNA release spliceosomal complex. The coding region runs from base 1 to 495 and encodes 164 amino acids. Lineage: Eukaryota; Fungi; Basidiomycota; Tremellomycetes; Tremellales; Cryptococcaceae. The transcript has 4 exons. The record is from RefSeq and is a predicted model, not a curated record.